Rhagoletis zephyria (snowberry fruit fly) is the source of this 3077-nucleotide messenger RNA. RefSeq names its product protein axin (gene Axn). Lineage: Eukaryota; Metazoa; Arthropoda; Insecta; Diptera; Tephritidae. The record is from RefSeq and is a predicted model, not a curated record. Gene Ontology annotation, cellular component: plasma membrane; beta-catenin destruction complex; nucleus. Gene Ontology annotation, molecular function: molecular adaptor activity; ubiquitin protein ligase binding; beta-catenin binding. Gene Ontology annotation, biological process: positive regulation of proteasomal ubiquitin-dependent protein catabolic process; cell development; negative regulation of canonical Wnt signaling pathway.
AUUUGUAUGAGUGGAGAAUUCGUUUGUAUUCUAUCGCUGGGCGCAUGCACUUUUCGUAUAAACGCAAUGAGAAUUUGCAGCGGCUUCAAUUGAAAGGAUCCCAUUUCAAUGGCAAAGGUUCAGUUUUACUUGUGCUCGCCUUGUAUUCCGGUUCGGCGCUUCAAAUUUUUUCUUUUUAGCUUAAGAAAAUAUUUCACUAUGAUUUUGUGACGCGACUGAUAGCACCAUAAUUGACAAUGCUUUCCUUAAUUGGGCGUAUAUAUUUAUAAAAUUAAGCAGUUUGUCAACAGAUUGAGGCCACUUGAAUCUUCACACGUCACCAAUCAAGUAUCUGUCACAACAAAGUGAUUUUGGGUUCGGUCGAUUUUAAGGCCUUGCCAGAUUGCCUUCCAAAAAUUACAAUAUUUAUUUUAUAAAAUAUCUUCCAAGUCCUUAGUAUUUUAAAUACAACGGACAUUCGUGAUUUUAAUAGAGCAUAAAUGCACAUUUAAUUUGCAUAGUAAUAAUUGGAUCGAGGAGCAAUUAAUGUAGAAUAAGAUGCAAUCAAAAAUAUGCUGUUAACGCUUUAAGAAAAGACGCAUUAUUUUAUAUAAAUAUUAGGAACAAAUUCAAUUUGUUUGCCAGUCAAACUUACAGAUUGCUAAAAGGGGAAAACAAAAAGUGGCAUGAGCCAUUCAUCAGGAUACCGGAAAUAUGAUGAUAAUGAGUGUAGUGGGCCUAGACCACCUGUACCCGGAGAAGAAAGUCGAGCUAAAAAGAUGACCGAAGGGGUGGCUGACAAUUCCCGAAACUCACCACCGUCAUAUUUGAAUUGGGCCCGAACACUUCAUCAUCUUCUGGAAGAUCGUGAUGGUGUAGAACUAUUUAAAAAAUAUGUUGAAGAAGAAGCACCUGGGUAUAAUGAUCAUUUAAAUUUUUAUUUCGCCUGUGAAGGUUUAAAACAACAAACUGAUCCAGAAAAAAUCAAACAGAUAAUAGGAGCGAUAUAUCGGUUCCUACGAAAAAGUCAGCUGUCAAUACCUGAAGACUUGCGUCGAACAAUAAAAGCAGGUCUUAAAAAUGAAGUCCCGCUCACUCCGGACGUAUACGAUUCAAUGCAGCAACAUGUGGAGGCCACCAUACGUGACAACAUUUAUCCUAGCUUCCUGUGUUCAGAAAUGUAUAUUUUGUAUAUUCAACAAAUGUCCGUUUCACAUGAGCGUUUUGGGAGCGGUAUGGCUGGUUCCGGCAGUGGAAGCAGUAGCGGUGCUAGUUGUGGAAGUAGUGGGGUAGGAAUUGCAUCGACCAGUGGAGCUUGUGCGCUACUCUUGAGUUCUGGGAAAACAGCUUCGUCGGUAGCGCCUCUAAUUAAUUUGCCAAUUAACGCUUCUGGAACUAAUGCACUUCUUGGAGGUACUUGUAGUGCAAGUGGAAGCGUCUAUGGUCCUUCAACUUCAGCCAGCUCAAGUGGUUCUGUUAGCGCAACAGAUACGCUUCCGCGCAGCUCCACAUUGCCAACCCUUCAUGAAGAUUCGGAGUUGUCGCUUUGUGAUGAUCUGGAGAGAUUACGUGUGGAAUGCGGUCGAAUACCAGGAGAUAUGCCGAUACGUCUUACCCACGAUCUACUUUUAGCAACUCAAAAGAGAAGACUGGAAAUACGACCCCCUGGUGCUCAUGGGUAUGUAUACCGUGCGAGUGCAAAUACUUCUUACGUUCCGAAUUCUCGUGUUGAUUCGGAAAGGGCGAGCGUAAGUUCCGGUGGCCGAACUGAUUCUGAUACGAUGUCCCUUUCUAGUUGUUCUAUGGAUGGACGGCCUUAUAUUCAAAGAAGACAUAGUUCAAAUGAAAGUAAAGCCAUACGCCAAAGUGCAAUGGCCAACAAAGAAACGAACUCGUUUCAAGUUAUACCUCGCACCCAACGUCUCCAUUCAAAUGAACAUCGACCUCUCAAAGAGACUGAGCUGAUUGCGUUGCUUAUUCCAAAACUAGAAGAAGUCAAACGCAAGCAAGACAUAGAGGAUAGGGCUCGAUUCGACCGUUUCACGGAUGAUUCAUUACCGACAAAUGAAAGGCUUGCCAGCGAUCGUGCGUUUGCAGAAGCGAUUCGUGAAAAAUUUGCUUUGGAGGAAGACAAUGACCAGGACAUACUUGAUCAGCACGUAUCGAGAGUUUGGAAGGAUCAAACUCCUCACCGUUCACCUGGCACUGUGUCGCCUUGCCCACCCCUGCCAACUCGGAGACGAACAAUAACCCACGAUUCUGGAAUGCUUAGCGACGGUGCAAUGAGCAUAGGGGGGCAUUCUAUGAAGCACUCCAAGUCGAUGCCUGACCACAGUUCCUCCUCCAGGAAGUUAACAAAUAAAUGGCCUUCCAUAAAUACAGAUAGCGGAAUCAGUCUGUUCUCAGCCGAUACUCUUAUGAAGUACAAAGACACCAGCUCGCGAUCUGGUUCAAGUACGGCCUCAAAGUCAGAAGAGGCAAAAAGAAGACUGGAAGAUGAGACCAGAAGGUCUCGUCGCUACACCCAACAACAUACACAGAUAACACAGCAACCACCUUCAUUCAGUAGCAGUAGUAGCGGAAGCAGUAGUUUACAACACCAGUCACAGCCACCGCCGCUACCGGCAAAGCCUUUAGAGACCACAACUGUCGUAUUCUCUUUCUGUGACGAAGAAUAUCCUUACAGAUCGAAAAUUCCCGGUUCACAGCCCACCCUGAAGCAGUUCAAGGACUAUUUGCCUAAGAAAGGCAAUUUCAGAUUCUUCUUCAAAACCCAUUGUGAAGAUCCGGAUAGUCCAGUGAUACAGGAAGAGAUUGUAAAUGACAGUGAUAUUUUGCCCCUUUUUGAAGGAAAAGUGAUGGGUCUAGUAAAGCCAUCCGAUUAGAUUUAAGCUAAAUUAUAGCAAAUCACAUGGACUAGCCUAGCGGGAUUAAAUAAGAAUUGCAACGAAAAUAAAAAAUAGAAGUAAUGAAAUAAAAUGUUAAAUUUAAAUGUGUAUUUAGUGUUAAGUGAUAAUUGAUGGAUUACACAAGAAUCAAGUUUUGUAAAAAUAUUAUUUUUGAAUUUUGAUAAACGCAAAAUAACUAUGUACAUAGAU